GAGAAUGAUUACCUUCAGGAGUGUCUGGAUGCCGUUCAGCAGGAGUUCAUGAUCUUCAACAGAGAAAAGUUGAAAAGGCGUCAGGAGGAGGGGCCAUCAGAAGCUGGGGGCGACGCCGCCACAGGAGACGAUGACGGGGAGGGGGAGGCUGGACCCACAGAUGAGGAAGUGCCAGAACCAGAACCGGAUCCUGACCCAGAGCCCGAGUCUUCCUCCAAACUGAGCAUGUGUGGCUCCGUGUGCUCCUCCCCCGGGAGCUGCUAGCCCCGCCCACAGAGCCAGAUCCGUUCUCCCUUUUCCAGUCCUGUUGUAGCAAGGAGCAGAGAAAACGCACAGGGGGGACCCAAAAUGGCUUCCACCAAGUUCCCGCUCUUUUCUGUUCUGUAGCAUCUGUUGGUGAAACAUGAAGCCGACGGUUCUGCUGACUGAGUCCACCUAUAAGCUCUAAGUCUCUAUGCAACACACCUUUAUAGCAUGAUGUACAGACAGGUGGGUCAGAGACAUGAUGCUCAACACGCAUGACCUCAUCCUGACCUCAUCCUGACCUCACCUGGACAAGGUGUGGGUUUAAAGGAGGAAACGUCUCUUAUUCUGGUCUAACUCCUUGUGCCAAACUGGACUGAAAGAUUCAGGCAGGAUUUGUCUUUACUCCUCCCUUCAGCCUUCGACAUGUGACAGAGUCCUGGACCAGGUCAGACAAGUUCCACUUCCUGUCCUGCACCAGGUCAGACAAGUUCCACUUCCUGUCCUGGACCAGGUCAGACAAGUUCCACUUCCUGUCCUGGACCAGGUCAGACAAGUUCCACUUCCUGUCCUGGACCAGGUCAGACCUGUUCCACUUUCUGUCCAGAUCCAGGUCAGACAAGUUCCACUUCCUGUCCUGGACCAGGUCAGACAAGUUCCACUUUCUGUCCAGAUCCAGGUCAGACAAGUUCCACUUCCUGUCCAGAUCCAGGUCAGACCUGUUCCACUUCCAGUCCAGAUCCAGGUCAGACAAGUUCCACUUCCUGUCCAGAUCCAGGUCAGACCUGUUCCACUUCCAGUCCAGAUCAGACAAGUUCCACUUCCUGUCCAGAUCAGACAAGUUCCGCUUCCUGUCCUGGACCAGAUCAGACAAGUUCCACUUCCAGUCCAGAUCCAGAUCAGACAAGUUCCACUUCCUGUCCUGGACCAGGUCAGACCUGUUCCACUUCCAGUCCAGAUCCAGGUCAGACAAGUUCCACUUCCUGUCCAGAUCCAGGUCAGACCUGUUCCACUUCCAGUCCAGAUCAGACAAGUUCCACUUCCUGUCCAGAUCAGACAAGUUCCACUUCCUGUCUUUAUCUGGGUCAAAUUUGUUACACUUCUUAUUGGAGAUCAUAUUUUAGGACAUAUCUCAGAUUAAGACAGAUUAGGACAGAGAUCAGAUUAGGACAUAUCUCUGAUUAAGACAGAUUAGGACAGAGAUCAGAUUAGGACAUAUCUCAGAUUAAGACAGAUUAGGACAGAGAUCAGAUUAGGACAGAGAUCAGAUUAGGACAGAGAUCAGAUUGGGACAGAGAUCAGAUUGGGACAGAUAAGGACAGAGGUCAGAUUAGGAAAGAUUAGGACAGAGACCAGAUUAGGACAGAGACCAGAUUAGGACAUAUUAGGUCAGAGAUUAGAUUAAGACAGAUUAGGAUAGAGAUCAGAUUAGGACAGAUUAGUACAGAGAUCAGAUUAAGACAGAUUAGGGCAGAGAUCAGAUUGGGACAGAUUAGGACAGAGAUUUUAUUGGGACAGAUUAGGACAGAGAUCAGAUUAGGUCAGAGAUCAGAUUAAGACAGAUUAGGACAGAGAUCAUAUUAAAACAGAUUAGGACAGAGAUCAGAUUAAGACAGAUUAGGACAGAGAUUGGGGCUCUAAAGUGCACCUUGUCUGACGGUGAUUCAGCUACAUUAAUUUUGGUCUCCUUUCAGUCUCAGUAAUCUGGGAUUAUGUAGCUAAAGAAUUGUAGUGUUUAGUGUUAACGAAGUUAACGAAGUGUAAAUAGUGUUUAGUUAGUGAUGGGUCAUAGUUCUUUAAGUGACCACAGUUUUAUGUGGGAUUAUUACCUGGAUGUAUAAUCUGAGAGAAGCGUUGUGUGAAACUUCUCACCUGUUGCACAAGUUGUGGACAAAAUGCCAAAGUUUUUCUAACGUUUGCAGAAUUCUUUCUUGAAAACACUGAAUGUAGGUCGUCUUUUUCUCUCUGUAACGUUUAUUCCUUCUACAAGAAGUCAAGCUGGUGUUUAUUCAGAUUAACUGGGAUUAUGUAUGAAUUAUUAAGGAUAUGCUGGACCCUUAACGUUAGAAUAAGACCUAAACCAUAAAUCUUCAGAUCCAAACCAGAAGGUUCAGCUCUCAUGUCUGUAUGUUUAUUCACACAGAAUAACACAGAUUACCASAGAUUAUACAGAUUACACAGAUUUGCUGUUUAAUGUAAGGAUCAUCCUACACAGGCAUGAGACUCUUCAUGAUUCAUCCUGAUAAGGUUUAGAUGAAGUUGAAGAACUUUUAAUCUUAAUCCAGGUGUUUUUCUGCUCAGUUUAGUUUUGUCCUGGUUCUGCAUGUUCUACACUUUAAACCUGACUGAGCCAAAGCCUGGAGCUCGAGCCUGAUUGGCUGAUUUAUGCAUGCAGAGACUCACCUGUUCAUGGACAGAACACACCUGACCCGUGAGCCGGAGACUCCGGUGAUUUACAGACAGCAUGAACGUCCGGGGGUCCCGGCUGUGAGGGGGGUCAGGGUCUGACCUCGACACAAGAAAUCAUUUGAUGCAUUAUUAAAAAACAAAACAUAA
Molecule: messenger RNA, 2799 nt
Organism: Austrofundulus limnaeus
Lineage: Eukaryota; Metazoa; Chordata; Actinopteri; Cyprinodontiformes; Rivulidae
Product: serine/threonine-protein kinase 32C
Biological process (GO): protein phosphorylation; regulation of signal transduction; G protein-coupled receptor signaling pathway
Molecular function (GO): G protein-coupled receptor kinase activity; ATP binding; G protein-coupled receptor binding
Source: RefSeq, a predicted model, not a curated record